CCAUCUUCCUUUCCACGCCGCACCUCACUGUGGUCGCGUCGUCAACAUGCCUCCCAAAAAGGAUACGAAGGGAAAGUCCGACCCGGCCAAGUCCGGUAAGAAGAAAGAAGGAUCCGGAGGAGGCAAGGCCAAGAAGAAGAAGUGGUCGAAAGGAAAAGUUCGCGACAAGCUUAACAACCUUGUUUUGUUCGACAAGGCAACCUACGACAAGUUGCACAAAGAGGUGUCGGCAUACAAACUGAUCACCCCUUCAGUUGUUUCUGAGCGUUUGAAGAUUCGUGCGUCCCUGGCGAAGAAAGCCCUCCAGGAACUUCAGGAGAGCGGAGCCAUCAAGCUCGUGUCGAAACAUCACUCACAGAUUAUCUAUACGAGAACGACUAAGGCCGAGGAUGCUUGAAUAAAUCGCUCAUGAUGCUGGAA
Galendromus occidentalis (western predatory mite) is the source of this 420-nucleotide messenger RNA. RefSeq names its product ribosomal protein S25 (gene RpS25). The transcript is spliced from 3 exons. The record is from RefSeq and is a predicted model, not a curated record. The coding region runs from base 47 to 397 and encodes 116 amino acids. Lineage: Eukaryota; Metazoa; Arthropoda; Arachnida; Mesostigmata; Phytoseiidae.